AUGACGAGUAUAUCGAAUGUUGAUGAUGAAUUGGCAAUCAAGGUGGGAAAAUUAUAUGUGGACACUAACAAGGAAUUUGAAGAUCAACUUGCUCUUGAAGUUGAUUCUCUUCGUUCUGAAGAAAAAAAAAAAGAUCUUGAUGAUCUGGCCAUUAUUCAAUCAAAAGCGACUGAACUUCAAGCAAAAGCGACUGAACUUCAAGCAAAAGCGACUGAACUUCAAGCACAAGCAGCAGCAGCAAAAAAACAAGCUGAUGAAAAAUGGGAACAAUGGAAAAGAAAAUAUGAUUCAAUUUAA
Messenger RNA from Rotaria sp. Silwood2, 297 nucleotides. The record is from the annotation of a GenBank genome assembly. NCBI's taxonomy places the organism in Eukaryota, Metazoa, Rotifera, Eurotatoria, Philodinida, Philodinidae.